Messenger RNA from Aethina tumida (small hive beetle), 1751 nucleotides. Its product is annotated as gastrula zinc finger protein XlCGF57.1-like. Gene Ontology annotation, biological process: regulation of transcription by RNA polymerase II. The transcript has 7 exons. The coding region runs from base 38 to 1600 and encodes 520 amino acids. The record is from RefSeq and is a predicted model, not a curated record. Gene Ontology annotation, cellular component: nucleus. Lineage: Eukaryota; Metazoa; Arthropoda; Insecta; Coleoptera; Nitidulidae. Gene Ontology annotation, molecular function: DNA-binding transcription factor activity; zinc ion binding; RNA polymerase II cis-regulatory region sequence-specific DNA binding.
UUUACAUUUUUUUCAUUUACAUAUAUUAUUGUUUAAAAUGAGCCAGGAAACAAUAAAAAUUGUGGCCGACUUGGAUUCAAUUUGUCGUACUUGUUUGUGUGAAAAAAAUUCAGAUGAAUUACAAAAUCUGUUUGAAAAUUCAUUGGAUGAUUUACUAUUAAAAACCACAUCUGUUCAAGUAAUGAAAGAAGAUGGUCUGCCAAGUAAUAUGUGCAAUGAUUGUCUGUUUACCCUUAAUUUAUCAGCCAAUUUUAAAGAACAAUGCAUUAAAUGCGACAACGAACUUCGACAUGCAAUAUCUUCUGAACAGAGUAUACUAUACAAAACAUUAACGAUAUUAAGUGACAGCACAAUGGUUGAAACUAUCCAAGAGAAUCAGUGUGAAACAGUUCAAAAUUCUGUUGAAUAUGAGGAAGAAUAUUGCAAACCUGAGAAUUUGGACUCUGAGGAAAUUUUAAAUAUUAAUUUAAAAGAUAAGGAUGAAAAUGAAUUGUUUGACUCACAAAUGGAUGAUUUAAAGGAACUAAGCACAGAUGAUAACAAUGAAAAAUUGGAGAAUUUGAAAUGUGAUCAUUGUGAAAAAACUUUUAAAACUAAUCAGUCUUAUAGGACACACAUGGUCUUCAAACAUGGUGUGACUAUAAACUGUCCUGUUUGUGAAAAACAAUUUACAAGGAUGUACAAAUUGAAAAAGCACUUGAGAUGCCAUGCAGACUAUAAACCAUACAAAUGUGACAUAUGUGAUAAAGAAUUUUUACUGUUGCCCAGUCUAACAAAACACAAAAAACGACACAAAGGCGAAAGAAAACACCUGUGCACCGUUUGCGGCAAACGUUUCUUUGAACAGAAUCACCUAACAAUACACUUCAGAACUCACACGGGGGAAAAACCGGUGGUGUGCAAGGUGUGCGGCAAACGCUUCGCCGACUCGCACGGCCUGUCGACCCACAACAAGAUCCACACGGGCGAAAGGAACCAUGUAUGCGACGUGUGCGACAAGCGGUUCGCCCAUUCGUUCGUCCUGAAGGCGCACAAAAGGAUCCACACCGGGGAAAGGCCGUUUUCAUGUCAAACAUGCGGCGCCACCUUCGUCACCUCGUCCUACCUUAACAUCCAUAUCAGGACGCACACGCAGGAGCGACCCUACGGCUGCGACCAGUGCUCAAAGAGGUUCGUGAGCAAAUGUGCGUUGACUGCGCACACCAGGACGCACACUGGGGUCAAAAACUUCCAGUGUGCCGUUUGUGGGAAACGUGUCGGACGUGCGGCUGAUCUGCAGAUACACAUGAGGACUCACACAGGGGAAAGGCCAUACAUUUGCGACCAGUGCCCCAAAAGCUACCACACGUCUUCAAACCUGGCAGCUCACAAACGUACCCACUUAGGUUUGAAGAACCACGUUUGCGACGUAUGCGAAAAAGCCUUUGGUGAUCCCAGAACCUUGAAAAGUCACAAGAGAACGCAUACGGGAGAGAAGCCGUACGUUUGUCUGGUUUGUGGAAACAGGUACACACAAUCGGGACAGUUAAACCUGCAUCGCAAAACUCAUGCCCAUCACGAAGCUGUUAGAGUGCAGCAAAACGCUCUGGAACAACAAUAGAUCUCGACAUUAAUGUUUGCUCAACAUUUUUUAUUUUGUUUUAUUUAUUGCUCUGAAUGUUUGUAGAAUAUUUUAUGUAACUGAUGUAUUAAGUUGAACAUUUUAUUUAUUAUUGUUUGUCGUAUCCGGAAUAAAGAAUGCACGAAAUUUA